GAAUAAUUUUUUCCUUCGAGAAGAUCAGGGCAAGGAAAUUAGGAAAGCAUAAAGAGCCGUCGGCCAUGACUGAAAUUUUUUCGAGAAGUUGCCCAAUCCUGGCGCAACGGCGUCGGACUUUGGCUUUUUCGGCAACUAUCGACGCCUUCAGGGAUAGCUUUUGAACUUGGCUGAGGAGGCGGGAAUCUGAAACUAAAUUAGGUAUUUUGGGAAUUGAGAUCGAUAGCGAUGGCGUGGUUUCGAGCUGCUUCUGGUGUGGCAAAGUUAGCUCUUAGGAGAAACUUAGCCCAAACGAGAUCCUAUGUGACGAGGACGCGGGUGCUUCCGUCUCAGAGCCGGUACUUUCACUCUACUGUCGUUGCGUCGAAGGCGCAGGCUGCACCCGUUCCUCGUCCUGUGCCCCUCUCAAGGUUGACCGAUAGCUUUCUAGAUGGUACGAGCAGCGUUUACCUAGAGGAGCUGCAGAGGGCUUGGGAAGCCGAUCCCAAUAGCGUGGAUGAGUCAUGGGACAAUUUUUUCAGAAAUUUCGUUGGUCAGGCUGCCUCGUCGCCUGGAAUCUCAGGCCAAACUAUCCAGGAGAGUAUGCGGUUAUUGUUGCUCGUGAGAGCUUACCAGGUUAAUGGUCACAUGAAAGCCAAGUUGGAUCCCCUGGGCUUGGAAGAACGUGAGAUCCCCGGCGAUUUGGACCCUGCUCUUUAUGGGUUCAUUGAAGCUGAUCUGGACAGGGAGUUCUUCCUUGGGGUUUGGAGGAUGGCUGGAUUCUUGUCCGAAAACCGCCCUGUGCAAACCCUUCGAUCCAUACUAACCCGGCUUGAGCAAGCCUACUGUGGGAGCGUUGGCUAUGAAUACAUGCAUAUUGCCAAUCGUGAUCAGUGUAACUGGUUGAGGGAUAAGAUUGAGACUCCAACCCCGAGGCAGUACAACCAGCAGCGACGUGAAGUCAUGCUUGAUAGGCUUAUAUGGAGCACACAGUUUGAGAACUUCUUGGCCACAAAAUGGACAGCUGCAAAGAGGUUUGGUCUCGAAGGUGGAGAAACUUUGAUACCUGGGAUGAAGGAGAUGUUUGACAGAUCUGCAGAUCUUGGGGUCGAGACCAUUGUUAUUGGGAUGUCACACAGAGGGAGACUGAAUGUUUUGGGUAAUGUUGUUCGGAAGCCACUUGCUCAAAUUUUCAGCGAGUUCAGUGGUGGUACAAAGCCUGUUGAUGAGGUUGGCCUUUACACGGGGACUGGUGAUGUCAAGUACCACUUGGGUACCUCUUAUGACCGGCCGACGAGGGGUGGGAAUAGAAUCCAUCUAUCUUUGGUUGCGAAUCCUAGUCACUUGGAAGCUGUAGACCCUGUUGUGGUUGGAAAAACUCGCGCUAAACAAUACUACUCCAAUGAUGUAGAGAGGACCAAAAAUUUGGCUGUGUUAAUUCAUGGGGAUGGAAGCUUUGCAGGACAAGGAGUUGUCUAUGAGACUCUGCAUCUCAGUGCUCUUCCAAACUACUCAACUGGUGGGACGAUCCACAUUGUGGUUAACAAUCAGGUGGCCUUCACUACUGAUCCGAGGUCUGGGAGAUCUUCACAGUAUUGUACUGAUGUAGCUAAAGCCUUGAAUGCUCCUAUUUUCCAUGUAAAUGGUGAUGAUUUGGAGGCAGUUGUACAUGUCUGUGAACUUGCAGCAGAGUGGCGCCAGACAUUCCAUUCUGAUGUGGUGGUUGACAUUGUAUGUUAUCGUCGAUUUGGGCACAAUGAGAUUGAUGAACCAUCUUUCACUCAGCCUAAAAUGUAUAAGGUCAUUCGAAAUCAUCCAUCAGCUCUGGAGAUUUACCAGAAGAAGCUCCUGGAAUCUGGGCUGGUCACUCAAGAAGAUAUUGACAGGAUACACAGCAAGGUUAACACCAUUCUCAACGAAGAAUUUUUGAACAGCAAAGACUAUGUCCCAAAGAGAAGGGAUUGGCUUUCAGCUUAUUGGUCUGGAUUUAAAUCACCUGAACAGAUUUCUCGUAUCCGUAACACUGGGGUUAAACCAGAGAUACUGAAGAAUGUUGGCAAAGCAAUCACAACCCUUCCUGAAACUUUCAAACCUCACCGUGCUGUGAAGAAGAUAUUUGAGCAGCGUUCUCAGAUGAUUGAAACAGGAGAAGGCAUUGAUUGGGCAGUUGGGGAAGCACUUGCUUUUGCUACAUUGCUAGUGGAGGGUAAUCAUGUCAGGUUGAGUGGUCAGGAUGUUGAGAGAGGUACAUUUAGUCACCGUCAUUCAGUACUUCAUGAUCAGGAAACAGGGGAUAAGUACUGCCCCCUGGACCAUGUUAUUGCAAACCAAAAUGAGGAGAUGUUUACCGUCAGCAACAGCUCUCUUUCAGAGUUUGGUGUCCUUGGAUUUGAGUUGGGAUAUUCAAUGGAAAAUCCAAAUUCAUUGGUAAUUUGGGAAGCUCAGUUUGGCGAUUUUGCAAAUGGGGCUCAGGUGAUCUUUGAUCAGUUUGUGAGCAGUGGAGAGUCAAAGUGGCUGCGACAAUCAGGGCUUGUUGUGCUGCUUCCUCAUGGAUAUGAUGGCCAGGGCCCUGAACAUUCAAGUGCACGAUUGGAGCGUUUUCUUCAGAUGAGUGAUGAUAACCCCUAUAUGAUACCUGAGAUGGAUUCGACACUGCGCAAGCAGAUCCAGGAGUGCAAUUGGCAGAUUGUUAAUGUAACAACCCCUGCCAACUAUUUCCAUGUUUUGCGACGUCAGAUACAUAGGGAAUUUCGGAAACCACUCAUUGUGAUGGCUCCUAAAAAUCUGCUUCGGCACAAGGACUGCAAAUCAAAUUUAUCCGAGUUCGAUGAUGUACAAGGCCACCCAGGUUUUGACAAGCAAGGGACCCGUUUUAAGCGCCUUAUUAAAGACCAGAAUCUCCACUCUGAUCUUGAGAAUGGCAUCAGACGCUUGGUUCUUUGCUCUGGAAAGGUUUAUUAUGAGAUUGAUGAAGAGCGGAAGAAAGUUGAUGCAAAGGACGUUGCUGUCUGCAGGGUGGAACAGCUCUGCCCUUUCCCAUAUGAUCUCAUCCAGAGAGAACUGAAGCGAUAUCCAAAUGCGGAGGUUGUGUGGUGCCAGGAAGAGUCAAUGAACAUGGGCGCAUAUAAUUACAUUGCACCUCGGCUUUGCACCGCUAUGAGGGCAUUGGGCAGAGGGUCCAUGGAGGACAUCAAAUACGUUGGGCGUGCCCCAUCUGCUGCUACGGCCACUGGUUUCUAUUCAAUGCACGUGAAAGAGCAGUCGGAGCUUGUACAGAAGGCCAUGCAACAGGAGCCAAUCAAUUAUCCUUACUGAUUGAAAGAAAAUUCCAGAACUGUGAGCCAAUCUUAAAAAAAUAAUGAUGCCUGGGAGGAUCCUAACAUGGUAGAUGCUUU
This is a messenger RNA of Telopea speciosissima, 3374 nucleotides long. RefSeq names its product 2-oxoglutarate dehydrogenase, mitochondrial-like. Lineage: Eukaryota; Viridiplantae; Streptophyta; Magnoliopsida; Proteales; Proteaceae. The transcript has 9 exons. The coding region runs from base 229 to 3294 and encodes 1021 amino acids. The record is from RefSeq and is a predicted model, not a curated record. Gene Ontology annotation, cellular component: oxoglutarate dehydrogenase complex; mitochondrion. Gene Ontology annotation, molecular function: oxoglutarate dehydrogenase (succinyl-transferring) activity; thiamine pyrophosphate binding. Gene Ontology annotation, biological process: tricarboxylic acid cycle.